This is a messenger RNA of Penicillium malachiteum, 1383 nucleotides long. Its product is annotated as glycoside hydrolase family 76 protein. The transcript has 4 exons. The coding region runs from base 1 to 1383 and encodes 460 amino acids. Gene Ontology annotation, molecular function: mannan endo-1,6-alpha-mannosidase activity. The record is from RefSeq and is a predicted model, not a curated record. Gene Ontology annotation, biological process: fungal-type cell wall biogenesis; carbohydrate catabolic process. Lineage: Eukaryota; Fungi; Ascomycota; Eurotiomycetes; Eurotiales; Aspergillaceae.
AUGCAGAUCUUCAGGUCAAUAUGCCUGUUCUUGAAUAUCCUGGGACUUGGACAAAGGGCAUUGGCUAUCGAUCUUGAUGUUAGCAGUCAAGGGGCUACAGAUUCCAUCAGCAAUGCCGCCAAUAUCGCGACCUAUGCGAUGAUGACAUAUUAUACGGGAAACGACACUGGCGGGAUUCCAGGUGCAUUUCCAACGAAAUGGUGGGAAGGGUCUGCACUAUUGAUGGCUCUUCUGAACUAUUGGCACUUUGUGGGCGAUGACUACUACAACGAUGAGCUCAGUGUAGCCUUGCAAUGGCAAAGCGGGACCAAUGGAGAUUAUAUGCCAGCCAACUAUAGUAGUUUCUUGGGCAACGAUGAUCAAAUGUUCUGGGGCCUCGCAGCAAUGACAGCAGUCGAAUACAAAUUCCCCGAUCGCGCCACCGGAUUCUCUUGGCUUUCACUCGCACAGGGCGUGUUCAAUACACAGAAGGAUCGAUGGGAUACAACGAUGUGUGGUGGAGGACUACGGUGGCAGAUCUAUAGUUAUGAGGGGAGUGGAUAUUAUUUGAAGAAUGCCGUUUCCAAUGGUGGGUUCUUUCAACUUGCAGCACGACUAUAUCGAUACACCAACGACACGGAAUACUUAACAUGGGCUCAGAAGAGCUACGAAUGGUCGUGCUCGGUUCCACUGGUUAAUAAUAAGACAUGGACGAUCGCCGAUUCCACAAAUGGUCAAGAAGAAUGCGCCAAUGGAGAUGCGACACAGUGGAGUUAUAACUAUGGGAUUUAUAUGGGUGGAUGUGCAUAUCUGUAUGCUCAGACCCAAGAUGAGUACUGGCUCAAUUGUACAACCGGGCUCAUGGACACACUCUUCAGUGAAUUCUUCACCGAGGCAAACAACUACAUCAUGGAAGAUUUCGAAUGUGAGCCCACCGAGAUCUGCAACGAUAACGAGAUCCUCUUCAAGGGACUUGUUGUCUCCUGGCUAGCCAACACCGCCCUUCUUAUCCCAUCAUUGUACGACAGGAUCCUCGCGAAACUUCAAUCCUCCGCUGCAGGCGCCGCGAAGUCCUGUACAGGAUAUAGCAAUAAUACCUGUGGCGUGCGAUGGUACACCGAAGAAUGGGAUGGUUGGAUGGGCAUGGAAGAGGAGAUCAGCGCUAGCAAUGUGUUCAGUGUUCAGAUGCUACAGUGGAUGAAUGGAUCCAAUGAUGCUGCGCCUGUUACAUCUACGACGGGUGGAAAUAGUACGAGCAAUGUUAAUGCUGGACAGAAUGAGGAUAAUACCACCGACACUAGUUCGACCAUUGUCUCAACUGCGGAUAAGGCAGGAGCUGGGAUCUUGACUGUUGUUUUAAUUGGAGCAGUGGUUGGGAUGGCUACGUUUAUGGUUAUGGGAUGA